This is a messenger RNA of Bufo bufo (common toad), 849 nucleotides long. It is a transcript of the gene C7H16orf91, whose product is annotated as chromosome 7 C16orf91 homolog. The record is from RefSeq and is a predicted model, not a curated record. The transcript is spliced from 2 exons. Bases 70 to 423 code for a protein of 117 amino acids. Lineage: Eukaryota; Metazoa; Chordata; Amphibia; Anura; Bufonidae.
GCGACCUUCAGAGCAUGUGUAGCGACUAGGCGGGCGGCUUGUGUAAUUGUUCAGCUUCUGGCCACCGCCAUGUACCGGAGCUUGUGUCAUACCGCUGUGCGCAGGGCUCUGAAGCCGCCCCUCGCUGCUCUCAGCGCUCGGACUGUUCACCUGAACGGCCCCCCAGAUCGCACCGAGGAGAAGGAAGACCGGGGGCCCAUCAAGUUUUCGACAAGUAAAGGCAGCCAUCUGCGGUGGACGGUGGCGCAGUCUUUUGGGAGUGACUACCAGCGGCCGUGGUGGAAGGUGCUGCCGCUCAGUCUGUUCCUCACAGGGGUGCUGUUAUGGGCGUAUUUUAGGGAAGAAACGGAAAUUGAUGAAAUCCUGUACCGGCCCGUCUCUGAACUGCUUGGAGAGAGCGAGAAGAGCGAUGAAAACAAGUGAACGCGACCAAAACUGGAGGAAACGUUGUGUAAAGUGCGCAAAAGCUUCCCGCUGAGGACGGCUCUCGGCGUUUGCAGCCGGACUGGUGGGAUGCGGGGGCGCCACCUGCGGUUAUCAAGGCUGGGUUACGUGAAUACCUACUCAGAACGCCUUAACUGUAUCCUAAGGUGGUUCGCCCAAUUAUUAUUAUUUUUUUCUUUAGCAAAAAAAAAAAAAACACCACGGCCAGAUGAUAAACAUUGGCCAACAGGAAAUGGGCUUUUUUUUUUUUGUAGUGGCGUUUUAGACGCAGCAUGGUGUGGCGGUUUUAUAAGGGCUUUUUCCAUGGUAUAGAGGGGGGAAGGCUGAAGAAACGCAAGUGAAUAAUAAAAGCCACCCCCAAAUAAAUGCGUGGAUUUCAUAAUUUUUACAAGGAAAGAGAAAAAA